AUGAUUGAAUUCUAUCUCUCUCUCUCUCCCUCUCUCUUUCAUUCUCUCUCAUUCAUUUUUUUCUCUCUCACAAGCUCUCUCUCUCAUUCUCUCUCAUUCAUUCUCUCUUUCUCUCACAGGCUCUCACUCACUCUCGCCCUCACUCAGUCUUUCUCUACUCUCUCAUUCAUUCACUCACUCUUUCACUCUCUCUGUCUCUCUCACUCCCUCUCUCUCACUUUCUUUUUCAUUCUCAUUCAUUCCAUUCAUUCUCUCUUUCUAUCUUACAAGCUCUCUGUCUCUCAUUCUCUCUCACUCAUUCAAUUUCUCUUAUUCUCUCUUUCUCACUCUCCCCCAUACACUAUCUCAAUUCUCUCUUAUUCAUUCUCUCUUUCUCUCUUACACUCUCUCUUUCUCACUCACUCACUCACUCACUCACUCACUCUUUCAUUCAUUCUCUCUCACAGGCUCUCUCUCACUCACUCUCUAUCUCUAUCUUACUCUCCUACUGUCUCCCUCUCUCGCUCGCUCACACACACACACAAACACACACACUAUCCCAGGUUCAUUUACAGUACACGUACAAUAGCGGUACAAAGAACUUUAUUGAAAACCCAAUAUUCAGUCAGUCUCUCUUUCUCUCUCACAGGCCCUCUCUCCCUCCCUCCCUCCCUCCCUCCCUCCCUCCCUCCCUCCCCUCACUUAUUCACUUUUUCUCCUUCACUCUCUGUCUCACUUUCUCUUUCGUUCUCUCUCAUUCAUUCUCUCUCACGGGCUCUCUUUCACUCACUCUCACUCUCUCUAUCUUACUCUCCUACUGUCUCUCUCUCUCUAACCCCCCACCACAAUCCCAGGUUCAUUUACAUUAGCGGUAGAAAGAUCUUUAUUGAAAAUUUGAAUCCGUUAUGA
Molecule: messenger RNA, 888 nt
Organism: Acanthosepion pharaonis
Lineage: Eukaryota; Metazoa; Mollusca; Cephalopoda; Sepiida; Sepiidae
Source: the annotation of a GenBank genome assembly